This is a messenger RNA of Erinaceus europaeus (western European hedgehog), 927 nucleotides long. It is a transcript of the gene CIB1, whose product is annotated as calcium and integrin binding 1. The coding region runs from base 105 to 695 and encodes 196 amino acids. Gene Ontology annotation, molecular function: calcium ion binding. The record is from RefSeq and is a predicted model, not a curated record. The transcript has 7 exons. NCBI's taxonomy places the organism in Eukaryota, Metazoa, Chordata, Mammalia, Eulipotyphla, Erinaceidae.
CCGGCCGCCGGGGGCGGGGGCCCAGCCGCGGUUACCGCGGGGACUGGACGGGGGCGGACGCGGAAGUGCGGACGGCGACGGCGAACGGGGCGCGCGGCGCGGCCAUGGGGGGCUCGGGCAGCCGCCUGUCGAAGGAGCUGCUGGCCGAAUACCAGGACCUGACGUUCCUGACCAAGCAGGAGAUCGUGCUGGCCCACCGGCGCUUCUGCGAGCUGCUGCCCCAGGAGAGCCGCGGCGGGCAAGAGUCGCUGCGGGUUCGAGUGUCGCUGGAGCAGAUCCUCAGCCUCCCGGAGCUCAAGGGCUCUGUCACCCAGGCCAACCCCUUCAAGGAGCGCAUCUGCAGGGUCUUCUCCACGGCCCCUGACCGGGACAGCCUGAGCUUUGAGGACUUCCUGGACCUCCUUAGCGUGUUCAGCGACACAGCAACCCCAGACAUCAAGUCCCACUAUGCCUUCCGCAUCUUCGACUUCGAUGACGAUGGAACACUGAACAGGGAGGACCUGAGCUGUCUGGUGAACUGCCUCACGGGAGAAGGCGAGGACACACAGCUCAGUGCCUCCGAGAUGAAGCAGCUUAUUGACAAUAUCUUGGAAGAGUCUGAUAUCGACAGGGACGGGACCAUCAACCUCUCUGAGUUCCAGCACGUCAUCUCGCGUUCACCAGACUUUGCCAGCUCCUUUAAGAUUGUCCUGUGACGGGAGCUGCCCAGCUGUCAGGGAGCCUUCACACUGUGGGAGCUGCAGCUGGGGUUCUGCCUGGCGUCCGGGCCGGCCAUGCUGGCCCAGUCUGGGGCUGGCGCUGUGCAGUCUUGGCUCUAGGUAGGGCAGAAGGCCUCUGUGGCAGGGCCUCCCCACUUCUCACUUCUACCGUUAGUGUUCUGUUUGGUUCUACUAAUUGGUAAUAAAAAAAAAAACUUUUAGAAAUUUA